AACGUCGACAUUUGACGUUUAAUGUACGUUGACGUGAUCGCCAGGGUUCCGAAUAUUUAUAAAGAAAAUUUAAAAAAUACGUAAAUCUCUUUAAAUAUCACUUUAAAAAAUGGGUUACAAAUUCCUCAAACUUGCAACUUCAUCAGUAAAGGGUGGAAAUUUACGAAUCGCUACAAGAAACUAUGCAACCAGUCAUGAUGCUGACCUGGUUGUAAUUGGUUCGGGCCCUGGCGGUUAUGUUGCUGCUAUCAAAGCUGCCCAAUUGGGUAUGAAGACAAUUUCUGUAGAGAAAGACCCAACUCUAGGUGGAACAUGCCUAAAUGUUGGUUGCAUUCCAUCAAAAGCUCUCCUGCACAACUCACACUUGUACCACAUGGCCAAACAUGACUUCAAACACCGUGGUAUUGAAGUUGGAAAUGUUUCCUUCAAUUUCGAUGCAAUGAUGAAAUACAAAACUAAUUCAGUGAAAGCGCUGACUGGAGGUAUUGCUAUGCUUUUCCAAAAGAACAAGGUAAAACUAGUUAGAGGUCUGGGAACAAUUGUUGCACCCAACAAAGUUGAGGUGAAGGGAGAAAAAGGUGUUGAGACUAUUAACACUAAAAACAUUCUUAUCGCUACUGGCUCUGAAGUUACACCAUUCCCUGGAGUCACUUUUGACGAGAAACAAAUUAUAACAUCUACAGGAGCGCUCUCCCUUCCAUCCGUACCUAAGAAGAUGUUGGUAAUUGGUGCGGGAGUGAUUGGUCUAGAGCUGGGCUCCGUGUACCAGAGACUCGGAGCUGAUGUCACCGCAAUAGAGUUCCUUGACACUAUCGGAGGUGUGGGUAUUGAUGGAGAAGUAUCAAAAACUUUACAGAAAAUCCUUGUGAAGGAAGGCAUGAAGUUCAAACUCGGUACUAAAGUGAUGGGAGUGAAGAAGGAGGGCAGUGUUGUGAAGGUCGAAGUCGAAGCGGCCAAGGGCGGGAAAAAGGAAACGUUGGAUUGCGACGUGGUGCUGAUCUCGAUAGGUCGACGGCCCUUCACCGCCGGCCUCGGCCUGGACAAGGUGGGCAUCGCGCUCGACGACCGCGGCCGCGUGCCCGUCAACAACAAGUUCCAGACCACCAUCCCCGGAAUUUACGCAAUCGGCGACUGCAUCCACGGGCCCAUGCUCGCUCACAAAGCUGAGGACGAAGGCAUCGUCUGUGUUGAAGGUAUUAAGGGCAUGCCGGUGCACUUCAACUACGACGCUAUCCCCUCAGUGAUCUACACGUCGCCUGAGGUCGGAUGGGUCGGCAAAUCCGAGGAAGAUCUUAAGAAAGAGGGUCGUGCGUACAAGGUGGGCAAGUUCCCGUUCCUGGCGAACUCGCGCGCGAAGACCAACGGCGAGCCCGAAGGCUUCGUCAAAGUGCUCGCCGACAAGGCCACGGACGUCAUACUCGGCACACACAUCAUCGGACCGGGCGGCGGCGAGCUGAUCAACGAGGCGGUGCUGGCGCAGGAGUACGGCGCCGCGGCGGAGGACGUCGCCCGCGUCUGCCACGCACAUCCCACAUGUGCGGAGGCGCUCCGUGAAGCAAACUUGGCCGCGUACUUCGGCAAACCAAUCAACUUCUAAAGUGAGGUCAUGUGAUAUUACCGCGAUGUCAUAAGCUGGUCAUAGUGCAUGUGAGGGCAGUUAGGAAUCUUGUCUGAAUCUGAUGUGAAUUAAAUUUUAAUUUAUUUAGUUACCGUGUUAUACGCCACUUUAUUUUGUCCAUUAUUUAUAAACAAUGUGAAUUCCACUUAAUUUAUAUUUAGGAUGACCGGUGUUUGAGAAUUUCGCCAUACAACUACAAAUCGUCGUGCAGUUUACUGCAUUGUAUAUUGUAUUUAAUUUCUGUUGUACAUAAGUUAUAAAAAAAAUUAAAGCUAAAA
Molecule: messenger RNA, 1896 nt
Organism: Papilio polytes (common Mormon)
Lineage: Eukaryota; Metazoa; Arthropoda; Insecta; Lepidoptera; Papilionidae
Gene: DLDH
Product: dihydrolipoyl dehydrogenase
Exons: 12
Coding region: 110-1597 (495 amino acids)
Cellular component (GO): oxoglutarate dehydrogenase complex; mitochondrion
Molecular function (GO): dihydrolipoyl dehydrogenase (NADH) activity; flavin adenine dinucleotide binding
Source: RefSeq, a predicted model, not a curated record